Messenger RNA from Oppiella nova, 555 nucleotides. The record is from the annotation of a GenBank genome assembly. Lineage: Eukaryota; Metazoa; Arthropoda; Arachnida; Sarcoptiformes; Oppiidae.
AUGACACUCACAGGCAGUAUAAUAAUCGCGUACACUUUGUGGGCUUUGGGCACAUCAGCCAACAUGAAAAGGCUGUUUAGCGGCACUUUAGGUGGAUGGGCUCAUACAAGCGAGGAGGCUUUUUUAUUUCUCUGUGUUAUGACGAUUGCCGCAGAAAUUGGAGGAAUCAUAUCAUUAAGUAUACUGAAGACCAAAGUUUCUGAUAUUGUAGAGCAGGGAUGGGAUGAAGUGAAUCAAAGGACUAGAAAUAUAAUUCAAGAACAGUUCCAAUGCUGUGGUAUCGCAGGUCUGAGUGAAUUCGCCUCUAAAUUGGAUCCAAUAGACGAAAGUUGUUAUCGAAUUGAAUACAUCCGUAACGGCACGGGAACUGAUGCCCAGAUCACUCCCAUUCGCGAACCAAAUCGAAUUGGCUGCAAAGACAAAUUAGUUGACUGGAUAUUUACUCAUAAAAUGGUUUUCACUGUUUUAUUAUCUGUUUCCGCAAUUAAUCACUUAAAAGUUCGGAGUUCUUCGAUGGAGUCCUUGGAUGAACACCAGACCAUCACUUAUAUGUAA